Molecule: messenger RNA, 1782 nt
Organism: Parnassius mnemosyne (clouded apollo)
Lineage: Eukaryota; Metazoa; Arthropoda; Insecta; Lepidoptera; Papilionidae
Source: the annotation of a GenBank genome assembly
AUGUUAUUCAGAUAUCUUGCCCAAUCGACUUUUAAAAGAUCUUUUCACGUAUCAACAAAAUUAAAUCAAGCAAUGGGAAUUGACGGUAGCAACAUCUUAGCUGAAAGCUUAAAAAAACAGGGUGUGGAAUAUGUGUUUGGCAUAGUGGGUAUACCCGUAAUUGAAACAUCUUUAGCAUUUCAAGCUGCUGGAUUGAAAUAUGUAGGAAUGCGUAAUGAACAAGCAGCAUGUUAUGCAGCACAAGCAAUUGGUUAUCUUACUGGAAAGCCAGGUGUAUGCUUGGCUGUCUCAGGGCCUGGACUCCUUCACUGCAUCGGAGGAAUGGCCAAUGCCCAAGUGAAUUGUUGGCCGUUACUUGUCAUCGCCGGGUCUUGUCCAGAAGACCAUGAAGGUAUAGGAGGUUUUCAAGAAUGGCUACAGGUUGAAUCAAGUCGUAUGUACUGCAAAUAUGCAGCUAGACCGCCGUCGCCACGCCUCAUACCGCUUCAUGUAGAAAAAGCAGUUCGUCUUGCAUCGGUUGGACGUCCUGGUGUCGCCUAUCUCGAUAUGCCUGCAACGCUGCUCACGGCAGAAGCAGAGGAAGAUAAGGUGCCUCUGGACUACUAUAAUGCUGGUCCUAUUAAGCUAGCAUAUCCUGACCCAACUUUAGUGGAUCAAGCAGUAGAUUUGCUUUCCAAAGCCGAACGCCCUUUGAUUAUUGUAGGCAAGGGCGCAGCAUAUGGCAGAGCGGAAGAGGCCGUCAGAAAGCUAGUAGAGAACACAAAAAUACCAUUCCUGCCUACUCCAAUGGGCAAAGGAGUUGUACCUGACGAAUCAAAACAGUGUGUUGCGUCGGCGCGUACACAAGCUCUACUUAAAGCAGAUGUGAUCCUUCUAUUGGGUGCCCGUCUUAAUUGGAUGUUGCAUUUCGGACGACCACCUCGAUACUCACCUGAUGUUAAAGUUAUACAGGUGGACAUAUCUCCCGAAGAGUUGCACAACUCAAUCAAGUCGGAGGUGGCCAUAUAUUCCGAUAUUAAACCUUUCGUAGAAGCACUGACGCGGAAGUUGGCAGAGAAAAAGUUUACCCUACAGCCAGCAAAGAACAGCUGGUGGCAAACAUUACAAGAAAAACAGAAGAAAAAUGCAGAGUUUGUCGAGGCCCAGGCAAAUGAUAAGACGGUACCUCUCAAUUACUACGCAGUUUUUAAAGCGGUGCAAGCGAACAUUCCAAAGGAUUCUAUAAUUGUAAGCGAGGGAGCCAACACUAUGGACAUUGGCCGCGGCAUACUGCUUAACAAUCAACCCAGACAUCGUCUUGAUGCGGGUACUUUUGGUACAAUGGGUGUGGGUCCUGGAUUCGCGAUAGCUGCUGCAAUGUGGUGUCGCGACUACGCUCCAAACAAGCGAGUUAUUUGUGUGGAAGGAGAUUCUGCUUUUGGAUUUUCAGGAAUGGAAAUUGAAACAAUGUUCCGUUACAAAUUACCUGUGAUAAUUAUAAUUGUGAACAACAAUGGCAUUUAUAGCGGAUUUGACAAGAACACCAUGCAAGAAAUUCAAUCUUAUGGUGAUGUUGCUCAAAGUACACCACCUACUGCACUGAGCACUGAAGUUCGUUAUGAGAAGAUGAUGGAAAUGUUUGGUGAGACAGGCCAUCUUUGCCGCACGGUAGAAGAGAUUGAAGCAGCAAUAAAGAAAGCUGUGAAAGUUGUUGAUAAACCAAGCAUUAUUAACAUUCUUAUAAAUCCUCAGUCAAACAGAAAACCACAAACUUUCAACUGGCUCACUGAGUCUAAACUGUGA